Messenger RNA from Globicephala melas (long-finned pilot whale), 9611 nucleotides. It is a transcript of the gene B3GNTL1, whose product is annotated as UDP-GlcNAc:betaGal beta-1,3-N-acetylglucosaminyltransferase like 1. The record is from RefSeq and is a predicted model, not a curated record. NCBI's taxonomy places the organism in Eukaryota, Metazoa, Chordata, Mammalia, Artiodactyla, Delphinidae.
AGAAGCUGGAAGGUUCCGGCAUCCUUGUGGUCAUUGGAGGGCACGAUUCUCCUUCUCCCCGAGGAGUCGGAUAUUCUAAAAAUCAAGCCAUAGCACAGAGCUCAGGAUCUUACCUUUGCUUUUUGGAUUCGCUCAUUCAUUCGUCUGCUGUACAACAUUCCACUGGGCAAACACACUGCGUGUAUUCACCCAUAUGCUCCUACUGAAGGGCACCCGGACUGCUUCCACGCUCUUGCCCUUGUGAAUAGCUGCUGUGGACGUUCUUGCACGCACCCCCUGUUGUACACGUAUGAGAGUUCCUCUUGUAUUCACACCCAGAAGUGAGCGUCCAGGACUCAGGGGAUGAGCGGGUUCGUCUGUGAGAGAGGAGCUGUGCUGCUGUCAUGUGGCUGGAGACGUCCAUCCCUUCUGGCAGGUCAUUGUGGGUCCCGAGCCUCCCCAGCACUGGGUGUCCUCAGGCUCUUAAAUCUUGUCCAGCAGGUGGGAGCAGAGUGGAGCCCCUCUGUGCUUUGAUUUGUGCCCCCUGAUCUCGAGCUGUGGUCAGCCUCACUCCACGUCAGUUGGCCAUGUGAGUUUCCUCUUUUCGUGACACGUGUUUACAUCUUUUUGCCCAUUUUCCUUUUUCCAACUUUGAGAAGAGUGGCAGGGAUAGUACCAAAAACUCUGUUUUGAAGGCCAGCAUUGCACCCAUCAGCCCGGAGUACUUCCGUGUGUGUUUCCUGUAAAGAAGAACGUCUCCUCCGACCCAGAGCAGGAACGUCUCGCCGACAGGUGGCUGAUACUAGUGCCCACCUCAUUCACGUUUCAUCCAAGGGCCCCAGAACCCAUGUUGCCUUUACCUGGGAGUCUUUCAUCUCCUCCUCUGGAGCAUUCCACAGCACCUCCCUGACUUUCUUCAUCUUGAUGUUUUCGAAGAUUCCCAGGCACUUUUGUAGAAUGCCCUUAAAACUGAGUAACGGUGUUGGGCCAAGUGUCUCUGUCCAGAAAUCUCAGAAGGGGUGCUGCCUUCUCCUCACUGUCUCCUUGGGUGCCUGUGAUUUUGAUUUGCCCCAACCCUGACGAUGCCCUCUGGUCACUUGAUGAAGGAGGCGUUCCCUGUCUGGGAACGGAGUGUGAGGAUGGUGGCAGGGUCUGCGGGGAACAGGCCUUGGCCCCUGAGUGUGUACUUGUGGGAAGAAGAUGGCUGUGGUCUCCAGUGAAGGCUGGGUGCGAGUGUGCCCGCUGUGUUCCGUCUCAGCACGGGAGUGAUGCCAGCGCUGCACAACCACAGAUGGUGCAUCAGAAUGGACCAUUUCUGCAUGAAGAAUGGGUUCAUGAGGCCCCUUUGCUGGGGCAUCGAGGUUGCAUUUUGACUUGUUAGCCACCUGGGAUGCAGUCUGGUGCCCGUGUUUGGAUUCAGAACACAUUUCACUAGGAGUGACAACAUCAGGGGAGACCAGCUCCCAUGCUGCUCCUGGGACUGGAGUUCAUUCAUUCAGCAAAUCGGUACCUGGAUGUGCCAGGUUCAGCAGCGGGUGCAAGGGAUACAGCAGCGAACAGACAGAUGGAGACAGCGAAAGCCAGAGCUCAGGUGACUUCAGGCCCUGUGCCUCUGCUGCCUCCUUAGCCUCCCCUGAGAGCGGCCGCUUCACCUCCUGCAGCCCACGCCCUCGGGCCCUGCCCUUUCUCUCUCUCAUGCACCUGCCUUACCCAACACACCAUCCCCUCCGGCUUCUCAGUGAUGCUUUCACCCCUCUGUGCAGUGGUGGGGCCUGCCUGCGCCUGGGAUUUCCCACCCCCAGCACUUCAGAUCUGCACACGGCAUUUAUCACCUUCAAUACUGCGUUCUUUAUUAUCGUCAUUGUCUGCCUUCCCUGAUAGAAUGCCAGCUGCACACAGGAGGGAAUAGGCCCUGUUUUAUCACUGAUGUUUCUGAAGCACCUGGAACUUGGCAAAUAGACGACGUGAUGAUGCCUCAGAGGGUGAGGCUGCAACACGCAGCUGCUGUGCGCCACCCAACAAGUAUCAUCGGUUGCCAAGUGAGGAGGGAGCCCCCCAACUCCACCGAGCGAUACACGCGGUGGAUCAACCAUCUGGCGCCCGACCAGCUGCUCACCCAGGUGUUUACCUCCAAUGGCCCCACCGUGAUCAUGCCCACCUGGUUCUGCUCCCGAGCCUGGUUCUCCCACGUGGGCCCAUUUGACGAGGGCGGACGGGGUGUCCCCGAGGACUUGCUGUUCUUCCACGAACACCUGAGGAAGGGCGGCGGGCUCGUCCGCGUGGACCAGAGCCUGCUUCUCUACCGCUACCACCCCGGCGCGGCCACACACUCCAUCCUCGAGACCACCAUCUGGACCCACCGCGUCCGCUUCCUGGAAGAGUGGGCCCUGCCCCACUGGGCAACCUUCACCAUCUGGAAUGCGGGCCGGCAGGGCCGCCGGCUCUACCGCAGCCUGACGGCAGGGUCACGGUGCAAGGUGGUCGCCUUCUGCGAUGUGGACGAGAACAAGAUCAAGAAGGGCUUCUACUGCUACGAGGACUCUCAGGAAAGGCCCAAGCCCCGGGUCCCGGUCCUGCACUUCCGAGCCGCACAGCCACCCUUUGUCAUCUGCGUGAAGCUGGACCUCACAGGGGGCGCAUUUGAAGACAAUCUGAGGUCGCUGCACCUGCAGGAGGGCCGGGAUUUCCUUCACUUCAGCUGACAGACCCAUGGCAGCUGCUCCCAGCUGUACUAGCUUCAGUCCAGCCGAGGCGAAUGGUUUUCUCUCAGCUCGAUGAGGAUCUCAUUCCAGUGUUAAGUCCACUGUUGCCAUCCAAGAGGGGCAGCUGCCCGGACCACCCAGUCUCCCAGCAGUUCUGCUGCAACGUGUCCAGACGUGAGCUUGUCCUGUUUGGGAUCUUGCUUCUAUCACCAAGUAUGUGGCACCGUCUCCCGAGACCCCAGCUGCACACAGGGCAGGUUCUCUGGUGUCUCUUGACUUUGUUUUCAUAUUUGCCAGUUGUUUUUCUGGAUAAAACUCCUUCAGAUCUUCCAGUUUCCCAAUUCUCUCUUCAGCCAUGUCUAGGUGGUUGUUUAAUUCAUCCAUUGAGCCUUUUCCCCCCUAAUUUCCUCUUGAUAAUUUCUAACCCUUUUCAAAACUGAAUUCAUUUUAUAUUUUGUGUCUUUUGGGGUCUGGUUUUAUUAAGGUCUUGCUAAUGGUGCCUUGUUUCUUUGUGCAUUUUGUGCAAUUUGGGGAUGUGAGCUUAUGUUCUUCUCUCUGUAGGGCUCAGCCUGCGUCCUUCCAGAGAGGGUUUUGUUUGCCUCCUCUGCCCAGUGUCUGUCAGCACCACUGGUUGGGGGCCAUUGUGAUCACAUUCCUCUCCACUAGCACUGGGCAGAGACCAAGACAGAUGUGCUCCUGUGGGGACCUACUUCUCACUCUCCUUGCUGCUGAGGGUACAGCUAUUUAGGGCCCCAGCUGUAUGUGGGGUCUGCUACGAGAUUUGGCCCUGGGCCUUAUGCUGUCACAUCCACACUUCCCAGCCAGCCUCCAGGGCUCAGCAGACAUGGAUCCUGGGGACGCCAGGGACCUGCUCACUGGGAUGGUUCACUCUGUGUCUGGGACAUGGCCAUGUGCUCACGGCCACACCGCUGCCCUCACGUAUCCUGUUUCAGGCACGAGGCUCCUUGCGGCUCUUCAGACCCACCCACCUCACUCCCACUGGGGCCACAGGUGCCCUUCUCUGCCCCUGGGGGGGUGUCUCCUGACCACUCCCUCUACCAGGUGGCAGCCCAGCACUGUCCACCCACCCCGAAUUGCUUCAGACCACUGCUUUCCACGAUGUCCACCUCUGCUGUUGUCUGCUUCUGGCCACGUCGUCAGUCAUGAGGGGCGACUCCCCACAAAGCUGUCACCUGGACCCAGAUGGGCUCCAAAUGAAGGAGGAGGUUCCCAGCCACCAGGUGCCUGAUGAGAACAGGUGCUGACCAGUAGGAUCUGACAUGGCCGAAGGUGUGCAGGGGCAGCUGGACACUGCCGGCUUUGUUGGUUUUCCUCGGGUUGCAAAGGUAGACCAGCAACGGAAGAAGAAUUGCUUCAUGACACAGUAUCAUCAAUGUGGUAAACUGGCCUGUCUCCACGUCUCAGAGACCAUGACUCUGGAAUCUUGGUGUUUUUUAAAAAUUAUGCUAAAAACAUUUCAUUUUAUUCCUUCUCAAAAGCUCCUUGUUUGGUUUUCUCAGCCAAGGUCUAGGUGCUGCUCUGUGGACCCUGCCUGCUGCAGCGAUACAAGUGGGGCCUCCUGUCGCCACCCUGCAGGACCACGUGACAACGUCCACCAGCUAUGGGGCCUCUGGCUGUUCUUCCAUUGAAAAUGGAAAACUCUCUACUUAUUUUCAAGAGGAGACAUGUUUUAAGGCUUAAAUGAAAUUAAAGUUAAAACCUCACGCAAGACUAACAUGGGCUUCCACUCUCAGGGAAGGUCAGCGAUCCUGGCAUGUCCACUGGCUCAACUGGAGCAGGAGAAACUCACUUAGCAAAGGCAGCAGGAAAACACGUCUCAGGAUUGUACCAACAACACCUACCGUGGCCUCCAGCCGUGGACCCGUGGGCGCGCACAUCCCAGGCGAGGCAGUCUGUCCCGUGGCCCAGGUGCAGGAACACUGUCCUGGGCCCGUGGCUGGACGACUUCACCUCAGAUGUUCUACUUGCCCGUCCACAUCUGUCCUGCAUCCAGACCUCAACCCGUGAAGCAGCAGGUGGAAGGGUGGGGAUGGACCAGGAGCCUGCCACACAAAGGCUCCCGCAGGAGGUGGCCUGACCCCUCAGCACUGAGACUGGCCAUGCAGGUGCUCAAGUGGGGAACCUUUACACACAUCGGCCUCACUGGCCCCUGGACAGGCCAGCAUGAGUGCCAGCCCAUGUGGACAAAAGCAGCCUGUCUUUGCUUCAGAAACCCUGAGUGUGUACCCCAUUCUGGACAAAUGAAAAAAAAGGUUCAGACAAUGUGGUUCUUCUCCCAUCACCAGAGAACCACUUCCUGGAGGCCACAUGUCGGCAGAUCUAUGAAGCCACUGACCGUGCCCUGCUUCCGUUGAGGGUUUGAGCUGCUGUCACAAGUCCCCUGUGUGGCUGAACUGGUCCUGGUGGGAUUCUGAGAACACCGGUUGGCUCUUUCUGACUGAAUGAAACUGCACGAGGGCAGGUGACGUGCGUGCGACCGCCAUGCGCGCUGGGCACUAGAAUGGGGUGAGGAAGGAAGACAGCCCCCACCCGCGCUGCAAGAGAGACCCGGAGGCGGCGCUCAACGGCACCCACCCCCACCCCGAGGCAUGGCACCUUCUCUGCCCCUGCAGCAUCUGACAUGUAACGUGAGUCACUCAGAGCUUGUGAGCGGCUACGAGCAAGCCCAACAAGGCCAUGGUGGACGUGGCGACAGGACAGCACACGGGAGGCUGCAACCGGCCUGUCCCCCCCGGGGCCACCCCUCCCAGCGGGUCUCGGUGCCGGAGCCUACAACCCCCUCUGGUUCCAGCUCCCCCACCGGCACCAGUGUCAGGCACAGGCAGAUACAGAGCUGCUCAGCACGUGAUUUUAUAAGUAAGACACAGGUUAGAGAUAGGACAAAUGCACCAACAGCCCAGGUCACUGUGGCACAGGAUGCAUGGAAGGAAAUGCCACCUCCAGGUGACGAACUCCAGGUCCCUCACACGCACCAGCCAGACCGCCGCCGUCCGUCCAGGUCUUCCAUGCCGACCAUGCCCGGGCUCCUCCUCCCAGGCAGGCAGAGGCAAGGACUCAGCUUCCCGGACUGGCCUCAGCGGACACUGGGCUGCGGAGGACACAUGACAGGGUCAGGCCGGUCAGCGCCGUCUCCCCAGCCCUCCCUGGGUCACGCUUCCUGCAGGAAACUGCAUCUGUGCCGCUUCCCCGAACGUGCCAGGAGCCCCGUUGCCAACAUAACCUCUGGGCAGCAAGCAGGUGGGGAGGGUGACUAUACUGUUCCCCCAACUUCACCCAUCUGUGCGAUAUUUUCCUAAUGUAGAAAGCACGUUUCCUUAGGAAGCCAGUGUUGUGUGUGGCCGUCACACAAGGAGAGGGGAGAGUUGACACUUGGCCUGCCAUCCCUGUCACCUACAGUGUCACCUGGGGGCCGACCAGAGCUGCCCUCAGCCCGCAUCUGAGGGGGUCCUGCAGGGGCCCCAGAGAAGGGCCAGGCAAGGCAGACACUAGUACAGCAUGAUCGGGGGGGAGGAAAGGGGGAAAAAGACAUCACCUCAGAAAUAACUUAGCCACAAGGAGAACAGAGAGUUAAGAGCACAGUGAAGAACUGAAGGACAAUGAAGAGAGAGGCGGCUGAACGGAAGGCAGGCCAUGACCAUCUGGGCCCUGGGAAGGAAGGGCACCGCAGCCAGAGCCCUCCGCCCGGUGCCGCCCGUCCUGACUGCCGUACGUGGGGAAGGAAUGCUGUCCUGAUGGGCAGUCACUAACAAACAGCAGGAAAACUGCAGGAAGUUAACAGAAAGGGAAGUGAAAUGGUAAAAAUGUCGUUAACCGGGCUUCCCUGGUGGCGCAGUGGUUGAGGGUCCGCCUGCCGAUGCAGUGGACGCGGGUUCGUGCCUCGGUCCGGGAAGAUCCCACAUGCCACGGAGCGGCUGGGCCCGUGAGCCAUGGCCGCUGAGCCUGCGCGUCUGGAGCCUGUGCUCCGCAAUGGGAGAGGCCACAACAGUGAGAGGCCCGCGUACCGCAAAAAAAAAAAAAAGUCGUUAACCAAUCCAAACAAAGACAAGAAAGGAGCAAAGAAACAAACAGGGUUGAACAGAAAAUGGAAAGAUGGCAAACGAACCCAGCAAAUCCAAACUCACACAUUAAAUGUAAGUGGACAAAACACUCCAAUUACCAAAAACGGUUAAACUGGAUUAAAAAGAGAUGAGGCCUAUCUACUGUUCAUAAGAAACACAUUUAAAUGUAGGAACACAGAAAUUGAAAGUGAAAUGAUUAAAAAAGAUAAACUACAUAAACACUGAUCAAAAACUGCGCUGUGGCUCUAUUAACACGAGACAAAGGGACUUCAGCCCCUCCUGUGGUUUCCCUGAGGAUGAGAACAAGAACCGGGAGGGGCUCUGCCUGGGACCUGCUGCUGCAGCAAACACCCUGUGCUCUGGUUACUUAGCUCCUGUUCCCCCAACAAGGCUGCCUUCAACAAAAAAGUACAAAAUACAACAAGAGGCAAGAAAAAGCAGUCUGAAGAGACAGUGCAAAUGUAAGAACCAGACUCAGAAAUGGCAGAGACGUUGGAACUGUCAGACCAGGAAUUUGAAACAGCUGUGAUUAAUAUGCCAAGGACCCUAGUGGACAAAGUGGCACCACGCAGGGACAGACAAUGUAAGCAGCGGUGGAAGCGCUGGAGACCACAAACACUGUAACUGAAACGGAUGCCUCGGACGGGCUUGUCCUAAGACCAGAUGUGGCCAAGGAAACAAUCAGUGAACUUGAAGACAGGUCAACAGAAACUUCCCAAACUGAAAGGCAAAGAGAAACAAAAAUGAAAAAAAAAAAAAAAGAAUAUCCAAGAACCGUGGGACAGUUACAGAAAGAUGUGCAACAUCUCUGCUCCAAAAACCAUAAAACACUGAGGGGGUCCAUGCAUGGACACACCAUGUUCAUGGUCAGAAGACUCAGAGCAGAGACAUGACUUCUCACCAAAUCGACCUUCAGGCUGCAGGCAACCUUGGCCAAACUCCUGAAGCACAAACUGAAAAGUUGAUUCUACAGGUGGGGUGGGAACCCAAUGGCCAGGAAGAGAAGACAAUCAUGGAGAAAAAAGGACCACAGGAUUGAGACAACUGGGCACUGUGACCCACUGUGAGACCUAAACCCUGCCUGCAUCUCUAGGACUGAGACCUACAUCUGUAUCUGUAGGACAGGCUGCGCUGGCUCACGGAUGGACAGAGAGACCCAGAGAACAGACAGUCCAAGAGUAGAGCCACAUGUGUGGCCUGACGACACGACGUAGCGAGAAGGGAGCUGGGUCAGCUAGAUCGUGAGUCCAAACGUAAAAGGUAAAACAGUAAAGCUUUUAGAAAGAAACAGAGAAUGUCAACCUGGAGGAGAUCAAGAUACCCCAAACAGGACCACGUUAGGUCUAAGGACAAGAAGGCCAUCCCUGGAGGAGAGGACAUUGGCAGGACGUGCGUCCAGAACAAGGUCCCUGAAGACAAAGUAUAAAAAGACGGACAACCCGGAGAGAACAUGAAAGAUCUGACACAUGACGAAAGACAAUGUCCAAAUGGCUCAGAUCUCAGAAAAGGUGGUCACACUCCCGUCACCAGGGAAACCAGGGGGCCUACAUCCUGGAGCUGCCACAGUGGCGCUAAGCACACACGUUGCCAGGGAGCACCCAUCACUUUGGAAUCUGCUUGUCAGCAUUUCCCACCGUGAGUCCUCUGCCAGGUGAGUCCACCGGAAAUGGGAACCAGUGACCCCCGCAGCCUGAGGCUCACGUCGGGGGUGUUCAGGGCAGGCAGCUGGGUGCGUGGAGACCUAGAACCACGCACUACAACCGCCAUGCACUUCUGCCCGGACGUCCUUCCUCAACAGGAAGCUCUGAAACAGCCUCUCCAGAGCGAGGGUUCAAACCCAAGGCCAGAGGGACACAGCUGAUGGGAACAGGAGGAGGGCACGCCCACUCGCCAGGACCACAGUCCGUGUUGCUGUGACCCACUCCAGCUCCUGCAGGACCCACAGACUGACGACAGACCGAAUUCUGAUUCUCUGCCAAGAACACACAAAACACAAAAAGUCUCAAGUCUCCCACAACCUGCAAGAACAGCUUGUGGCCCUCGAGCUCAGAAAACCGCAGCUACAACGCACACACCACACUUGCCGUGGAGGACGGCAACUUCAGCAGACACCAGCCGGCCCUGGGCGGCCCUGGAGGUGACAAAGUCCCAAGUGGGAUGGGUGUCCUGGGGGCAACCGACACGGCGGAAGGCUGCUAUGCUGCUCUGAGGGUGAGAGAGGCCAGGGCGCUCGGCAGAGGACUGGUCCUGGGUGCCAUGCUCCACAGGACACACGUGAGACGUGCCUGGCCGGAGAGAGCGUGCUGGCGGGGGCGGGGCAGGGGACAGGGCAAGCGGGAGCAGCAGCAGAAACACUGCCCCAUCGCUUGGGGUGCCCCCAGGCUCAGCCCACAGGGAGGAGCUGGCAGUGGGCACACAGUCUGGCUUGCAGGGUGAGGUUGGGGGCAGGUGGGAGAGGAGAGUGGAGGCCUCAGCUCUGCUCCCGUCCCACGGCCCUGCCAGGGCCGCCUCCCUGGGGUCCUGAAAGCCCUACGUGGACCGUGACAUGGAAAGCGAGGCAGGCAGCAUGGCCUGGAAUGUUCUAGACCCUGGAAUUCAAGGAGGGAGCUUGUUGGAGCUGCAUUUGGAGGCCUCACAAAGAAGGGGCCCCGGGGAAAUCAGUGAAGUUGGAGCACACCCUCACAGCAUACACAAAAACAAACUCAGAAUGGUUUAAAGACUUAAACAUAAGACACGACACCGUAACACUCCUAGGAGAGAGGAUAGGCAAAACAUUCUCUGACAUAAAUUGUACCAAUGUUUUCUUAGGUCAGUCUCCCAAGGCAACAAAUAAAAAAAAAAAUAAACAAAU